Sphenostylis stenocarpa is the source of this 1029-nucleotide messenger RNA. Lineage: Eukaryota; Viridiplantae; Streptophyta; Magnoliopsida; Fabales; Fabaceae. The record is from the annotation of a GenBank genome assembly.
AUGAUCCAAGAACUGUUGGGUGCUGCUACUGCUACCCUCGUAGCAGGAGAAAGAAAAAUCUCCACUAAUAAUGGUGGAGGAGGAGGAGGACUUCUAGUAACACCACCCACACCAUCUUUUCCUUCUCCAUCUCCUUCUUGCAAAUCAACUAUCACUACUUCCACUAACACCGCCACCUCGUCAAACUCGGACAACCAAAAUUUGAGGUGCCCUCGUUGUGAUUCAUCAAACACAAAGUUUUGUUACUACAACAACUACAACCUCACUCAGCCUCGCCACUUCUGCAAGACAUGUCGCCGGUACUGGACCAAAGGCGGUGCCCUCAGGAAUGUUCCCAUCGGAGGUGGCUGCCGGAAAAGCAAGAGCUCCGGCAUGUCCAACUCUGUGGCAAAGCAGACCGCCACAAAGAUGAAAGCAGUGGCAUCAGAGUUCGCACGGCCUCAGGGACUCUUUGACCAAGACCUUCCACAAACCCCAAUCCUGUGGGGUUCACCGCAAAAUACUCAACUGAUGGCUUUACUAAGAGCUACCCAUAACCAUAACCAAAACCAAAACCGAAACCCUAACCCUAACCCUAGUCCCAUGUCAAUUGCUGUCAAGGGAGAAGGGAACUUAAUGGAAUCUCACUCCCACAUGGUCACUGAGCCAUUGCUCGCAAAUGGGUUGUUGAAUAGUACUAGAACUAGUGUAGGCUAUGAUGGUGUGGGAGAACUUCCUUCACUGGGUCUAUGCAGCUCCUUUUGGAGGAACAAUAAUCAAGAUCAGAUUCAGCAACAAAGCAACGGUUUUGUACUUGGAGAACAUCAAAGUAGUGGAGUUCAAGAACUUUACCAGAAGCUCAGGUCAUCAUCAUCAUCAGUUAAUUAUUGUGGCAGUGAUAACUCACCAGUGUUUCUAGGCAACAUGACUUCUUCCUCUUCUUUGUCCAACAUUUUGGAGUCAUCUUCAGUUUCUGGCAGUGAAUUCGGGUGCUGGAAUCCAACCCUUUCCUGGUCUGAUCUUCCCACAACAAGUGGAGCAUAUCCUUAA